AUGGAGGAACCCGAAGUGCAUAUUUUUACUUUAAAAUCUAUUAUAUUUUUGGAUUCUUUAUGCUUUGGUUUAAUGUAUUCCCACAUAGCACCUCAUUUAAUUGAUAUAAGUGGAACCCAACUAGGAAUUGGGAUAUUUAAUGCAUUCAACAUACUUCUCUCCCUUGUUUCGAAAGACAUAACCAGAUCAUUUUUAUCCAUAAAAGGAAAGAAAUUUGCCACCUACAUGAUUUUUAUGAUUAGUAUUAUGUCCCAUUUAUUUGUAUCAAUGACGUACUCUGUUACAUUUACAAUUUUUAGCAGGCUUUUAUUCACUGCAGUAAAUGAAGCAAACAGGUUUUGCAAAGAUUUAUUUUUCAAAAUAGCUCCAGAUUCAACCCAUGAACAAGAAAAAAUGAUUUUGGAUAUUUUAUCUUCUUUAGGGUACAUUAUUGGGCCUAGUAUUGGGGGAUAUAUUUUUACAGUUCCUGGGGGAUUCACCAUACUGGCCCUAUUAACCGCUGGAAUAACAUUUGCCAAUGUUUUGCUUCUUUUGAGGAUACCGGUGAUGAACGAAGAUAAUAAACCGCAAGCUUUUGAUGAACAAGAAGUAAUCGAAAGAUAUAAAACGGUUAUUGAUAAAAACAUUGAAGACGUAAAAAAUUCAAACUGGAAAGUGACUUGGCCUUUUCUAGCAGUACAAAUUCUUGUGACGUGUGGUUGGACGAUGUUUUUUUCAAAAUUCACACAAGUAAUGCAUAGUAAUUUUAACAGCGGCAGUUCCACAUUUGGGAAUGCGGCUUCCUACAAAAACCUUCUACUUUUUGGGUCUGUUACAUUGUCUACAGAUUUAAAGUCGAAAUAUCUUAACGAUGUUCCCCUAGUAUCCACAUUGGAUUGCUCGUUGAUAAUUAAUUUUUGUGCUAUAUGUGGCAUGUGCUAUUCCCAGUCAUUUUUAGCCUAUUGGGUACUUUGUAUACCUCUCGUUUUUACGAAAUCCCUAAUUAAUUCGUAUUGGCCAGAUAUGCAUUCUCAAAGCGAAAAUUCCGCACUAGUGAAUCUAAUUCCAGCAAUUAAUAUCGCCUCUGGAAUUAUAAUGCCAAUUUUUUUUGGCAUUGUCUGCACUCACUUAUGUCCAAACCUUGUGAAAUUCGUCUCAGUGUCUCUGGUGCUAGCCGCAUUUCUUAUUUUUACUUUUAUUGUCAAACCAAAUUUAAAAUAA
This is a messenger RNA of Brassicogethes aeneus, 1200 nucleotides long. The record is from the annotation of a GenBank genome assembly. Lineage: Eukaryota; Metazoa; Arthropoda; Insecta; Coleoptera; Nitidulidae.